AUGGGCGAGUGGGGCUUCCUGAGCUCCCUGCUGGACGCCGUGCAGGAGCACUCGCCCAUGGUGGGCCGGUUCUGGCUGGUGGUGAUGCUCCUCUUCCGCAUCCUGGUCCUGGCCACGGUGGGCAGCGACGUCUUCGAGGAUGAGCAGGAGGAGUUCGUGUGUAACACGCAGCAGCCGGGCUGCAAACCCGUGUGCUACGACGCCGCCUUCCCCAUCUCCCACUAUCGCUUCCUCGUCUUCCACGUCGUCGUGCUCUCGGCGCCCGCCGCCCUCUUCGUCAUCUUCGCCGUGCACCAGGCGGCCAAGCCGGGCCACGGGGGGGCCCCCGGCCAGCGCGCCCACCGCCUGCAGCCCUUCUACGUGGGCAGCGUGGUGGCCCGGAUCGCCGCCGAGCUGGGCUUCCUGCUGGGCCAGGCCCUGCUCUACGGCUUCAGGGUGCAGCCGCUCUUCGUGUGCCGCCGCCGGCCCUGCCCGCACCGCGUCGACUGCUUCGUGUCCCGCCCCACCGAGAAAACCGUCUUCAUCCACUUCUACUUCGUGGUGGGGCUGGUCUCGGCCCUGCUCAGCCUGGCCGAGCUCGCCCACCUCCUGCGCAAGGGCCCCCCGGCGCGGCCUGGCUGCUGCCCCCGGCCACAGGAGAGGGGCCCGGCGCCCGGGCAGCCGGCGGGGGCUGUGGAGGAGAAGUGCUGUGUCCCCCCACGGGGAGACCUCACCGUGUAA
Messenger RNA from Empidonax traillii (willow flycatcher), 720 nucleotides. RefSeq names its product gap junction protein delta 3 (gene GJD3). Gene Ontology annotation, biological process: cell communication. NCBI's taxonomy places the organism in Eukaryota, Metazoa, Chordata, Aves, Passeriformes, Tyrannidae. The transcript has a single exon. Gene Ontology annotation, cellular component: connexin complex. The record is from RefSeq and is a predicted model, not a curated record. The coding region runs from base 1 to 720 and encodes 239 amino acids.